CUGUCCCAGCGCUCCGUCACCCUCACUGUAAGGAAGGGAGCCGAGAAGGGAGCGACUCCUCCGCGUGAAAGCCGGGGAGGGUCGCGUCGUUUUUCCGCCGCUGCGCACAGGAGUCCCCGUGAGCGUCAUUCACCUCCCGCUGUCUUCAGCGGGAACGAGGCUAAUCCCAUUUGGUGAUUUAUCAGCCCGGGGGAGCAGGCGAGGCGGGCGGCAGAGCUCGGUCCCCGCCCCGCUCGGCAGGCGCUCCGCGGCCGCACGAUGUCCGUGACGGAUCAGGCCUUUGUGACUCUUGCUACUGACGAUGUGUAUUGCCAAGGAGCUCUGGUUCUUGGACAGUCAUUGAGGAACCACACGACAUCUAGAAAACUGGCAAUACUGAUUACACCGGAGGUUUCCAGUGGAAUGAGGUCUGUCCUGCGCAGCGUGUUUGAUGAAGUCACUGAGGUGGAUGCACUUGACAGUGCUGACUCGGUCCGUUUGGCUCUGUUGCAGAGGCCAGAACUGGGUGUAACCUUCACUAAACUUCACUGCUGGACACUUACUCAUUAUAGCAAAUGUGUCUUCAUGGAUGCGGACACCUUGGUGCUUUGCAAUGUUGAUGAAUUGUUUGAUCGUGAAGAGUUUUCAGCAGCUCCUGAUUCUGGCUGGCCUGACUGCUUUAAUAGUGGUGUAUUUGUUUUCCGACCUUCUUUAAAAACUUACAACUUACUGCUUCAGUUUGCUGCUGAACAUGGCAGCUUUGAUGGGGGUGAUCAAGGCUUGUUGAAUAGCUUCUUCAGCAACUGGGCAACAGCAGAUAUUGGCAAACACUUACCAUUCAUCUAUAACUUAAGCAGUAGUGCGGUAUACACCUACAUUCCCGCUUUCAAUCAUUUUGGUAGAGAUACCAAAGUUGUUCACUUCCUGGGAGCGACAAAGCCCUGGAACUACAAAUACAACCUUCAAACAAAGAGAGUUAUGCAAGAUGGCACCACGUCUGGAUCUUUCCAUCAGCUGUCGUUUCUUGCCCUUUGGUGGAACAUAUACAGUGCCAGUAUAUUGCCUUUGUUAGAAAAAUUUCAGAAGAUGGAAGAAUCGGAAUCUGAGGAAUGGAAGCAUACUUUCAAUGGAGUUGAAAUUACACUGAAAAAGGUUGAUCCUUCUGUGGCCAAUUCUUUGCAAAUGCCUGUACUUCCAGAGCAGGCAUAUGAAGCACAUCCCACAGCAUGUUCCUCUGAGGAGCUCAGUUUCAAAGCUCAACCUGUAUAUGAAACUGAACAGCGUGGUUCUAGCAUUCAUCUCUCUGAACCUGACAGACCUUCCAAGCAACUCGCUUCUCAUCCUGCGUUUCAGGAAACCUCUGAGCUGAAUGAGGCUGCAUCUUCUGUUUCGGAGCUCUCUAUUCACCUCAAACCAGAAGAACCAAAUCCAGAUGAUGAACGGAGAAAAUGGGAGGAAGGGCGUAUGGACUAUAUGGGAAAAGAUGCUUUUGAGCAUAUCAAAAAGAAAUUGGACACAUUUUUACUCUAAGAUGAAGUGAACUGUAAUGACUACCAUGAUGUUCUGUAAAUACAACCUUGAGUAUUUGGA
Molecule: messenger RNA, 1569 nt
Organism: Coturnix japonica (Japanese quail)
Lineage: Eukaryota; Metazoa; Chordata; Aves; Galliformes; Phasianidae
Gene: GYG2
Product: glycogenin 2
Molecular function (GO): glycosyltransferase activity
Source: RefSeq, a predicted model, not a curated record